GACGCUGAGCAAAAGCAAGCCAACAAUGAAGUCAAACUGUGGCUCGAAAGCGUAGAAAAUGCAGUCUAUGAAGCCGAUGACGUACUGGAUGAGUUUAAUACUGAAGCACAAAUGGUGCCUAGAAAUACAAAGAUGUCAAAAAAGGUACGCACCUUCUUCUCUCACUUACUCAAAUCAGCUUGCUUUUGGGCUAAAAAUAGGAUCAUAAAAUGAAAAAUAGAAUUAAUCUCAGUUUACUAUCAUAAGGUUUCGUGGUUUCAACCUUUGGUACAUGAUUUUUUUUUCAUUACAGAGUCAUACCUCAAAUCUUUAUUUUGGGACAAUCUCAUAUAUCCGUUAAAUUUUCCGUCAAAACCUCUAUUAACUGAUGACGUGGCAUCCAUAUAGAUAAUGAUUGAACAUCAUGCCUUAAUGUAAGGCUAUGUGAACAAUAAAAGUUAAAAAAAUAAAAACUUAAAAACUUUAAAUUUUAAAAGUUUAAAAUUUGAAAAAAUAAACCUUAACCUUCCUCUCCCCCUUUCUUUUUCGACUCCCUCUCCCUCUCCCCCUUUGUCUCCACAACCACCACCUUCUCCACCAUUCCUCUCCUAACCCCCACCGUCUUCUUCCUCCUCCUUAUCCUGCACCCCAACCCAGACCCAGACCCAAACCCAAACCCACCAUGUCCUCACCCACCGAACCCAUAUCUCGCAAGUUCCCACCGCCCUCAACGCCCAAUCGGACCCAGGCACCAAUUAGGGAUACUUUCAUCGUUUCUUUGCUUUUUCCGUUGUCGUUUUGUAGUUGGUUGGAUGCGUUUCGGAUCUCGAUCUGGAUUCUGGAAUUAUGGAUACUCGUAAAAGAGGGCGGCUUGAAGGUUUUGGCUUUAACUCUAAAGGCACCUUCAAGAAGAACAAGCAAGGUGCGUCUUUUCUUUUCUAGCUCAAAUCAACUUGUUUUUGGGCUAAAGAUGGGUCAUAAGAUAAAAGAUAUUAACAAGAAGCUUAGUGAAGUUGCAUCUCGUAGACCCAAUGACUUAAAAGAUAAUUGUGUAGAUACACACUUUAUAAUGAGAGAGAGGGUCGGUCACUCAUUUGUUCCUAAGGAAAAUAUUAUUAUAGGGAGAGGUGAAGAUGAAAAGGCAAUAAUCCAACUUUUGUUGGAUCCCAUAUCAACUGAGAAUGUGUCAACCAUUUCCAUAGUUGGAUUUGGAGGAUUGGGGAAAACUGCACUUGCCCAACUCAUAUUCAACGAUGAUGUGAUUCAAAAUCAUUUUGAGUUGAAAAUAUGGACAUGUGUCUCUAACGUAUUUGAGUUGGAUAUAGUUGUUAAGAAAAUCCUUCAAUCUGAACAUAAUGGGAUAGAGCAGUUGCAAAAUGAUCUUAGAAAAAAAGUAGACGGGAAGAAGUACCUACUGGUGUUGGAUGAUGUGUGGAAUGAUGAUCUGGAAAAAUGGCUUAGCUUGAAGUGUUUGUUAAUGGGUGGGGGAAAAGGUAGUAGAAUACUAAUUACCACUCGUAGUGAAAUUGUUGUGACGAUAUCAGACACAGCUAAACCAUACAUCUUAAGGGGUUUGAAUGAAGAGCAUAGUUGGUCUUUAUUUAAGAAAAUGGCUUUUAAAGAUGGAAAAGAGCCAGAGAAUUCAACAAUUAAGGCAAUUGGGAUGGAGGUUGCAAGAAAAUGUCAAGGAGUUCCACUCGCUAUAAGGACGAUGGGUGGAAUGUUGCGCACCAAAGAUCAUGAAAUAGAUUGGUUGAAUUUCAGAGAAAAGAAACUUUCAAAAAUAAGCCAGAAAGAAAAUGAAAUUUUACCGACACUUAAACUAAGUUAUGAUGUGCUCCCAUCACAGUUGAAACAUUGUUUUGCUUAUUGUAGCAUGUUCCCACCUGAUUAUGAGAUCUCUGUACAAAGAUUGAUUAAACUUUGGGUGGCGCAAGGGUUCAUUAAGUCAUCCGACAAAAACGAGUGCUUAGAGGAUGUUGCGUAUGAAUAUUUUAGGGAGUUGUUGUGGAGAUCGUUUUUUCAAGAAGAACAGGAUGAGUUUGGUAUAAUAAAAAGUUGUAAAAUGCACGAUCUCAUGAACGAACUUGCAAACUUUGUGUCGGGAGACAGAAGCGCCAUAGUUGAUCUGAACCAAAAGAAUUUUCAUGAAAAGCUUCAUCACGUGUCUUUCAAUUUUGAUAUUGAUUUGUUGAAAUGGGAAGUACCAACUUCCUUGCUAAAAGCAAAUAAGAUACGAACUUUUCUUUUUCCUUGCCAAAUUCCUUUCAGAAAUAGAGAUGGGUCAUUAUGUGAUUCAUUUUGUGCUACAAUUGUUUCAAAUUUUAAGUCAUUGCGUAUGUUGAGUCUCAAUGAAUUAGGAAUUACAACAUUACCUAAUUGUCUUAAAAAGAUGAAACAUUUGAGAUAUCUUGAUCUUUAUGGUAAUCCCAUCAAGAGACUUCCAGAUUGGAUAGUUGGACUUUCGAAUUUGGAAACACUAGAUCUCAGUUGGUGUUCUAUGCUUGUGGAAUUGCCUAGAGACAUUAAAAAAAUGAUCAACUUAAGGCAUCUCAUCUUGGAAUGCUGUUGGGGAUUGACUGGAAUGCCACGUGGAAUUGGUGAAUUGAAUGGUGUUCGUACAUUGAAUAGAUUUGUUUUGAGCGAAAGCAAUUGUUUGGGGAGGGGCGGUAGUGCUGGUCUUGCUGAGCUGGGGGCCCUUAACGAAUUAAGGGGAGAGUUGGAGAUAAGGAAUUUGAGGCAUGUGGUGUCAGAAUCAAAUGUUGGUACACCUCUCAAGGACAAACAGCAUCUCCAUUCGUUGGAAUUGUGGUGGAAAGAGGAAGAAGAUGUAAAGGCCGUUGAUGAGGAGGAUAUUAUAAAGUCAAUGGAAGUAUUGCAACCCCAUUCUAAUCUAAAGCAGUUGUCCGUGUAUAACUAUAGGGGUGUGAGGUUUGCGAGUUGGUUUUCUUCUCUCAUUAAUAUUGUUAAUCUCAAAUUGAGUAAUUGUAAGAGAUGCCAACAUCUUCCACCCUUGGAUCAUUUGCCUUCCCUUAAGAAACUUGAACUUCGAAGUUUGGAGAAGUUGGAGUACAUAUCAGAGAAAGAGAGCAGUAAUAGUAUGAGUGAUGAGAUGAUGAGGAUCUCAUUCUUUCCCUCCCUGGAAAAUCUCUUUAUAUCUCAGUGCCCUGUUCUGAAGGGAUGGUGGAGGGCCCAUACUCAUAACACUGCUUCUUCUUCAUCAACGGAAAAUUUGUCCUUGCCUUCUUUUCCCCGUCUUUCUCGAUUGAUUGUCAGGAAUUGUCCUAAUCUAACUUCCAUGCCUCUGUAUCCAAAUGUGGAGAGCAUAGAACUUAGGAAUACCAGCUGGAAGGUUGUUGAAUCCUUGUUUGUUAGAGGAGCAUCUGAUAUUACACAUGAUGUUGGUGUUGAUGUUUCUGCCUCUUCUUCUUCCCCUCAUCUCUCCAAAUUAACACAUCUGUCACUCUGGGGAAUUGAGGAUUUGGAAUUUAUACCGUUGGAAGGGAUGGGCAAUCUGACGUCACUUCAGAAGCUUGUAAUUGACCAUUGCCCAAAUUUGGCAGCACUACCGGAAGGGAUCGCUAACCUCACAUCACUCCAAUCACUUUCCAUUGGAAACUUCCCAAAUUUGGCGGUACUACCAGAAUGGAUCGCGAACCUCACAUCACUACAAUCACUUUCAAUUGAAAAUUUCCCAAAUCUGGCAGCAUUACCAGAAGGAAUCGUCUUCCUCACAUCACUCCAAUCGCUUAGGAUUGAAGAUUGCCCAACUUUGGCAGCACUACCAGAAGGGAUCGCCAACCUCACAUCACUCCAAUCGCUUAGGAUUGAAGAUUGCCCAAAUUUGGCAGCACUACCAGAAGGGAUCGCCAACCUCACAUCACUCCAAUCGCUUAGGAUUGAAGAUUGCCCAACUUUGGCAGCACUACCAGAAGGGAUCGCCAACCUCACAUCACUCCAAUCGCUUAGGAUUGAAGAUUGCCCAACUUUGGCAGCACUACCAGAAGGGAUCGCCAACCUCACAUCACUCCAAUCGCUUUCCAUUGGAAAUUUCCCAAAUUGGGCAGCACUACCAGAAGGGAUCGCCAACCUCACAUCACUCCGAUCGCUUUCCAUUGGAAAUUUCCCAAAUUUGGCAGCACUACCAGAAUGGAUCGCCAACCUCACAUCACUCCGAUCGCUUUCCAUUGGAAAUUUCCCAAAUUGGGCAGCACUACCAGAUGGGAUCGCCAACUUCACAUCACUACAAUCGCUUUACAUUGAAAAUUUCCCAAAUUUGGCAGCACUACCAGAAGAAAUAAGCAAUCUCACGUCACUGCAUUACCUUCAAAUUACUCAUUGCUCUAAUUUGGCAUCACUGCCAGAAGGGAUUCGUGGACUCCCCUGUUUAAAUACAUUGUACAUUUAUGAUUGCCCCAAGUUACUCCAAAGAUACAAGCAAGAAAGAGGUGAGUACUGGCACAAGGUUGCUCACAUCCCAUACCUUAUUAUUGAUUAAGAUGACAUGCUAUGUGGAUAAAUGAUUCCGUCCACACUUCUGCUUUCUCAUUGAGCAACACUAGUUCCACGGUGAAGUGGGUGUUCAUCUAGCGCUUUUUGUGAUGUAGUGUUGUGAAGAUUGUGACGGAGCAAAUACUUUCGUGGCCCAUGGCAGGUGCUAAACUUGAUAAUUGUGGAUAAUGGUCCGAAUACAACAGAUUUGGGUGAUGCAUGGUUCUUAAAUUCUCCAGAAGAAUCGCUGGGAUUCAUCCUUGCAGAUGAAGGUUUCAAUGUAUGGGUAGGGAACGCGCAUGGAACACGUUGGAGUCAUGAUCACACAUCUUCAUCAGAAGAGAAUAAUGUUUAUACUUUAUUUUAGGAUUUUUAGGAUUGGAGUUGGCAGGAAUUGGCUCUAUUUGAUCUAUCAGAAAUGAUGCGCUGCAUAUAUUUGACAACAAGCUCCAAAGUCUUUGUUGUUGGACGUUCACAGGGAACAAUCAUGUCUUUAACUGCUCUCAGCCAGCCAGAUAUAGCAGAACUAGUUGAAGUUGCCGCUCUUUUCAUCCAAUAUCAUACUUGGAGCAUCACUUCUAAAUUUGCACCUAAAAUAGUCAACAUAUAUGUUGAUCAGUGAAUGGGACGUCAACCUUUUGGAUUCAAUAUGUGAUGGCCAUGUUGACUGCUUUGUGUGGUUGUAUAUGAUUUUGCUUUUGAUUGUCGGGGUUUAGGUACUAUGUCCCCUACUGUAUGUUUUUUAUUCAAGUAAUAUAAUAUGGGCGUGAGGGCCUAGCCCCCCAGCUUCGACUGGGUUCCAGCCCUCGUUAAAUGUUUCUUUUCAAUAUAUGUUGAUGUAUUGAAAAAAGGCACAUUUUGAAU
Molecule: messenger RNA, 5334 nt
Organism: Malus domestica (apple)
Lineage: Eukaryota; Viridiplantae; Streptophyta; Magnoliopsida; Rosales; Rosaceae
Source: RefSeq, a predicted model, not a curated record